UAUUGUGACGUCAUCCAAGCACGUAAAGUAGAUUCUGGGUGAAUCUGUGACGUCACAAUAAAACGCGUUAACUGGUCUGUGUAGUGUGACGUCACAAUACAUAAACGAAUUUUCGUGUAUCAUUGUGACGUCACACACAUUCUCCAGACUAAGGAACACGGUGUGAACAUAAUGUAAGAAGAUCCUUUGAAAAUGUCAUUGCGGAGGCGAGUACCAGUUUCCGCAGAAUGUUCCAAGGAACAGAGUUUAAAUUGGCAACAGGUUAAUGAUGGGAAAAUGGAUCAUCCUAGUGAAAGAGUAGCCGGUAUCACUUGGGACGAUUGCCCGGCACAAUCCGUUCAUAACAGCAUUGCAAGUCUUGUCUAUUCCAGGGGUAAUCCCAAUGGAAAUCGGAAUCCCGCACCAGAAGGCCGUUUUCAGAAAACGUAUACUUUUCUGGAGAAAGCCCAGCUAGCUGGCUCCGGAAACAAGCACGUACACUUUGAUACGGACGAAAUUCCUGAAGAAAUGAAGGAGUUUUUCGCAUGGAAGCAAAUGUAUUACGAGGAGGAAAUACAAAAACUAAAACAUUUGCCGGAAAAGAUACCCCGCAGAAGAGGAAACCCGUGUCCCAAUGACGACACAAAUCAGAAUCAUUUUCCCGGGGGAGGCGGACCGCUUUCUGGAAGUGCAAUGAGAAACAAUCUUCUCGGCGCCAUUCAGCUCAAACGCACGACAAGUUCCAAACCCGAGGAAAAAUUUGAUCCAACAAAAAGCGUCGGGAAUCUGAGAUAUGAAGGACCCAAGGAAGACCCUGAGCCUUCCACUAGCCAGGCAGCCCCACCCCCUGCAGCACCUCCAAAACAAGCGUCUGCCGCGGGCGGAAAUGCUGAUCCAAUGAAAAACCUUAUCGGCGCAAUACAACUUAAACGCACGGCGAGUUCCCAACCCGAGGAAAAAUUUGAUCCGACAAAAAGCGUAGGAAAUCUUAGGUACGAGGGGCCUAAAGAAGAACCCGAACCCUCCAUAAGCCAGGUAGCUCCAGUCCCUAAAAAGGCGUCAUCUGUGGGUGGAAAUGUUGAUCCAAUGAAAAACCUCCUCGGCGCAAUUCACCAGAAAAAACCGGAAACGGACUUCGUGGAGGAAAAGUUCGACCCCACGACGAGUGUUCCGAAUUUGUCGUAUAAAGGUCCAGUUGAGGAAGAAAACGAGGUUGAGGCAUACGAGGAAGAAGAGGUUGUUACUGAGCCGGAGUAUGAAUCGGUAACUGUAAUGGAAAAGGCAUCGCCACUGAAAAAACGGAGUGCUCCACAAUACGACGAAAACUUUGUGUCCUCCAGAAGCGUACGAAUAAUGAAUAACCAGAGUACCAAAGAGUUCACGACACCAGGUCAGAGUUCAAAAGAACAUACACCGCCGAAGAAAGUCCCAACCAAGCCUAUACUGGCGAGAAACAGUCAGACGCAGACAAGACGGCCGCCUAGCCUGACCAGCUUGCUGAGUGCGGCGCAACCAGAGAGACAAUCGAGCACUCGAGUCAGUGCCAGCACUGGCGUGGAUAACAGCGUGAGUUUGGUCAGGCCAAGUUUGGUCAGGUUUAGUCAGCAGACGACAGAACAUCCGAUCGAGGCCGUGAGGGAGGCGAUGUCCCGCGAAAGCGCUCAAGGCGUUGAGAUACAGGAACCGGAAACUAUUGUUUCCUCCCUUAAAAUCCCCUCCCGAGAGUCUAUACAUUCCGGUCGGGAGGUCUUCCAGGAAAUGUAUCACGCCCGGCCGCUUUUGAUGGUAAAUGAGGACAACACGAUUAGAACGGUGAUGCAUAAGCAUGAACUUAAGGAUAUUCUUCGAGACACCAUCGGCGACCAGAUGCCAGAAAUGCCUCGCGAAUUGCAGAGCUACAUCGAAAAGUUUCAAGAUGUUCCGCUCAACAAGCUGAUGCAUUUCGCCGAGACGGGCUCUUAUUUGAGGGAAAGCUACGUUAACAGUAACAUCUGCGACAUCCGGGUCCACGUGGGAAAGGACACUAUCCCCGCCCAUAGAAUCGUGCUUGCCUGCUUUAGUCCUUACCUUGCCUCUGUGCUGGAACACGAGAAUCCUUUGAAUCAGAAAAAGCCCAAGGAUAUCCGAAUAUCAGGGGUUUCCGAACAAUCCGUCAAAGAUCUUCUGAAUUACAUUUACACAGGGGAAUUGCAAAUAGAUACGGUUCAAAUUCCGGAUUUCAUUAAACUAGCUGAAAAGUUCGAUGUCUCGGCCGUCAGACAGAAAUGUUUCGAUCACGUGUUCGAAAUGACAGAUGAUGAGCUCGUGGCCCUCAUUUCUGUCAUGAAAGAUACACUCGAUGUUGAGUAUUGUGAUUGCAUAAUGAAAAACAUUGCCUCGAAAUUUAUGCGCGUGAGAGAGAGCAAGACGUUCCUUCAUCUUGACGUCGAUACUUUGUGUUUAAUCUUGUCCUACGAUGCUCUGAUUCUGCGCAGUGAGAUGGACAUUUUUUACUCGUGUCUGAACUGGCUUCAGAGUGGCGAUACCAAGGAACGCAACAAGUAUCUGGACCGCGUGAUGGACUGCGUUCGAUUUCCACUCAUGAAUCACGCUAUGUUGUACGAAUGCGUGGAGAAAUGCAGUCUCUUGAAAUCGAGUGCGUCCUGUAUACAGAAAAUCCACGAAGCUAACUGGCUGAUGACGAUGUCAAUGCUGAAUAAGCAGGAUCCACUCCGUUUGUCUGUCCCCUCACACAGAAACAACGUCAACUGUAGCGCCAGCGUCAGCGAUUAUAUCAUGCGUACCUGUGGUAGAGUGAAAUCUGACGUCACAGUGGAGGUGGCCAGGGAAGGGACGCCUACAAAAACCUACCAUAGUGAACCGGCUAAUGCCAGGGUGAAGCAAUCCCCAUCUUCCCGUGGGGGUACCCAAAACAACAACGCUGCUGACGUAGAUGGAGAGAGCAGCUGUGACGACGAAGCUAGGCCAGCCAAUCAGAUUCAGUGGGAAAACGCAGAUUUAAUCAGAGAUUCUGACCAUACUGACAAGAUGGAUCCUAGUCGAAACCACACCAUUGUUUUUCUCAACAAACGCAUGUACAUAAUAGGUGGUUGUCAUACUAUGCAGGGGGAGAUGACUCCUCGUAAAGAGGUCUUGGUUUACGACAAGAUUUGCGGGACUUGGAAGCCUCUAGCGCCCCUGCUUACCGCUAGGAUGUACCAUUCGCUGUGUGUCGUCAAGGGUCAGAUUUACGCCAUUGGAGGACUUGGUGAAGAUAACAGCAUUCUGAACACCGUGGAAUGUUAUGAUCCAUCCUCAAACUGCUGGUACUUCGUCAAGUCGAUGGCGGAAGCUCGCAUGGGCGCAUGUGCGGCAGAGUAUGGCGGGCAGAUAUACAUCGCAGGUGGAUACGGAAGCAGAAAGAUGGAUUUAGAACUGAAUAUCACGAUUUUGGACAGUUUUGAGUGUUUCAACCCGCAUUCUAAUAAGUGGACACCAAAACGGAAUGUCCGGUACGGUCGUUGCCAUGCCAAUCUUAUGGCUGUUGGACACUCACUGUUCCUUUGCGGGGGCGUCUCGAUUGAUAGGUCAUCGUCUGACCCCGAACUUACAAGCGUGGCUGACGUCGAUGAAUAUGACGUCACAACCGAUACAUGGGUACUCAAAACUUGUUUGCUGAAGGAGAGGCAUGAUGCAUGUUGUGUGAAAUCUGAUGACAAAAUAUACCUAGUUGGAGGGAUUUCCACUAAUCUUGGUCAGAGUUUGGGGGACACCGAGUGUUUUGACCCCCAGGAAAAUGUGACCUUCACCCCUUCACAUGUUCCUCACCGGGUGGAUUGGAUCAAAUGUGCUACAUCUAAGGAGUGAAAAAUCAUUCAAUAAUAAAACUCAGAUUUAAAAAUUGUCAUAAUAUCAUUACAAAUAUUAUGUAAUAUUAUUACAAAUAUUCAUUGUAAACUACCUUUUUAUGAAAAUAAAAUAAAGUUUAGUUUA
Magallana angulata is the source of this 3951-nucleotide messenger RNA. RefSeq lists its product as uncharacterized. The coding region runs from base 193 to 3825 and encodes 1210 amino acids. The record is from RefSeq and is a predicted model, not a curated record. NCBI's taxonomy places the organism in Eukaryota, Metazoa, Mollusca, Bivalvia, Ostreida, Ostreidae. The transcript has 9 exons. Gene Ontology annotation, molecular function: protein binding.